CGGGCCACUGCUCUCAGCUCCUGUUCCGUCAGCUGAUGGGUCGGUGGGCGGGUCGGCGGCAGCAGCGGCAGCCGACAGCCCCUCCUGCUCGGUGCGGGGGGGCAUUCUCUGAGCGGCAGGGAGGGGAUGCGCGGCGGUGCCGCGCGGUGGCGCGGGGGGGGUCGCACGGCACGGGGCGCCGGGCAGCGGAGGGCAGCAUUGCACCCAGCCCUCCCCCCGAGGCGCCAGACCAGCACCGGACGCGUGGGGCAGGGCGUGGCGCAGUGGGCGGCGGCGGCGGCUCCGCUGUGGGCGCCGCACGGGCUGCCACUGGCGGCGACCCCACGCACAGCAUUUGGCGCGGCGGGGGGAUGGGGCAAGGAGGGGCUGUCCCCGCCAGGCUCGCCUGCCGAAUCCUGCGCGGAGCAGGUCGCGGCGGGGCGGGGCAGAGUGGGGAGGCGGCGGCAGGGGGCGGGCGAGGCGGCGCGGCUCCGCGCGGCAGCUGCAGGGUGGACCCCGCAGCGGCGGCGGGCAGCGGGGGGGUCGCCGCGGCAUGCCGGGCCCGUGAGGGGCGGGGAGCAGGGCCGGCGGAGCGGCGGCCACGGCGGGAGCGGCGUUGAACCGCUCUGGCUCAGCGCGACACGGGCGGAGGCAGCGCACGCACGCCAGCGGCACCACCCGGGCACAGUGACCCAGCAAAAAGGCUCACAAAAGUCCCGCAGCCCUUCCAACAACCCCGCGCUGGCCACGCCCAACACCCGACAUGGGGGUGGGGGUCUCCUGCAUGGGCUCGAACUCUGCAUCAGAGCAAUCAUCGUCAUAAGAGACGGAGAUCACAGGGGAACCAGUCCUGGUUCCUGUCGAAAGCCCAGAAUCAGCUUCGAAUUCCUCUCCAGCCUCUUUUAAAAGCAGGAAAACUGUGGUCCAUGCCCGUAAAAGAGUGCCUGCCUUAGAGUUUCCGUCAAGGACGGAUGAGAAAAGGCUUUUCCCCAGGGUUCGCCAUGGGCCGAUUGAGAGUGUUUUUUCAGCACUAUAAAAAAUUCCAAGUUUCUUUCCCCAGCUAAACAGUUCUCUCACAUGUUUCCUGGUCAGGUCAGCAUCACGGGACAACAAAAAGGAGUGGAGCAGUUCCAUCAUCAGUCGUUCCUCUGAGAACAUCGUGGGUUUCUUCUUUUUGCAGCUGUAGAAGGCAGAUUUUUUUCUUCUUCUUUUUUUUUUUUUUUUUUUUCUUCUUUUUUCUUGCCUCACUAGCUUGCAACUUGACCACGUUGGGCACCAGUUAUCACUGUGCAGGCCUAGCCAGAAAACAGACUGGGGACACAGAUCUGGGUGCAACAGAGCAUGCAGGGCAGAAGCCCCGGUUUAUUUACAAAAGCCUACUUUUAUACUUUUCCUAUGAGGCCUGUGGAUUGGAGGAAGGAAUUCCCACCUCCCCACCACAUUGGUUAAGGAGACCGUCACACAGUCUUGUUUGUCCCAGCAGGGAAUGUACAAACAAUGGCUAUGUUUAUAGAACAUAGCUGGUGUUUACAUUAAAAGAGCAUGAGAAGAUACAGACUUCUUUAAUAUGAACGCUCAGCCAAACCAGGAAAAACUCAUGGCAACAAAGUGCUUUUCAUCUAUGCCUAAUACCAAAUACAUUUGCUGAUGUAAACAGAAAUAAAAGAAAAAUAAGAUAAUUUUGUAGCCAGACCCUCACAGAAAACAAUGCCCAAUACAACAGCUUGCAAGACAUGAAAACAUCAAAUUACAGGGAUAAAAUUUCUUCAUGCAGAAAAAGCUUUCAUUUUCCCAUUCAACACCAUAGCUCUGUUUUGAUCCUGACAUUGUUUGCUUAAUUUUUCAGCAGCCCCUUACUACAAUGUGCUCUGUUCCAGCCUUGAUGGAAAGGAACACUCCAGAAUUGCCUUACUAGAGUGUAUUUCCCAAGCAGCCUUGCUUCUCUUCAGGUCUGGGAAUGAGAUGAGCACGGGAAUCAGAUACCUUUGAGAGCAGCAGUAAUUUACAACAGAAAAGAGGGCAACUCCAGCAGCAGAUGUGCCAUCCCGGUGGGAGUGUGAAUGACCCAGCGAUCAGGAUGAUAUAUGGAUCUCAUCCCCCCAUCUAGAGUGCUCAUCCCAAAUGAUCAGCCGAUAUGAAUCUCGCCGCACCCUCAGAACUAUACAUCCCAAUACCUGGUUCCCAAAAUAGAAUCAAGUAUUCAUCUCUCCUCAGAAAAACCUAUUGAACUGACAGGACGGUGAAAAGAGGACUACAUGAAUAUAGAAAGAAACAAAAGAGACAAAAAAAAGUAUGAAGCAACACUGUCCCGCUGAAGAAACUGUGUAUAAGCAGAGCCCGCAGAAACCAAAUUCGUGAACAAGGGAGCUCCGGUGCGAUAGAGGCCGAAGCUAAGGUUCACCCAGUGCCAAUCCCGGGACUCGACACUGAAUCUUUGAUUGUGUGCUUACC
This is a messenger RNA of Prinia subflava (tawny-flanked prinia), 2430 nucleotides long. RefSeq names its product spidroin-1-like. Lineage: Eukaryota; Metazoa; Chordata; Aves; Passeriformes; Cisticolidae. The transcript has 2 exons. The record is from RefSeq and is a predicted model, not a curated record. The coding region runs from base 127 to 885 and encodes 252 amino acids.